Camponotus floridanus (Florida carpenter ant) is the source of this 1563-nucleotide messenger RNA. RefSeq lists its product as uncharacterized. Bases 1 to 1563 code for a protein of 520 amino acids. Gene Ontology annotation, biological process: proteolysis. Lineage: Eukaryota; Metazoa; Arthropoda; Insecta; Hymenoptera; Formicidae. Gene Ontology annotation, molecular function: aspartic-type endopeptidase activity. The transcript has a single exon. The record is from RefSeq and is a predicted model, not a curated record.
AUGAGUGCUGAAGUGAAGGUGCUGCUGGAAGCACAGCACGACAUUCAUGGUCGGAUCUCCCGCGCCGUGGACAAUCUGAGGAAGAUGGGCGUGAGCAACAUCACCCGCGACGCCAUCCAAGCUCGCCUCGGCAUCCUGGACAAUCUCUGGCAAAAAAUGGAGACCCAGCAUGAGCUCAUUCGUGCGGCGCUGAAGGACAAGUAUCAGGAGAGUGAGUACGCUGUAUCUGAUUUUAUUGAAGUCGCGGAGAAUACUUACGUGACACAACGUAGCACGCUGACCAGCUACGCUGAGAAGCUUAAGGGCGAGACGCCCGCCGCGCUCAGAGGCGAGCCGGACCACGAUCGGGCUCCUAAAACCUCGUUGCCGCGCAUCAAGCUUCCGACGUUUGCGGGAUCUUACGAAGAAUGGCCGUCAUUCCGCGACCUCUUCCAAUCAGUCAUCGGGGCGAAUGAGUCAGUCUCCGACAUCGAGCGAUUUCACUACCUCCGGUCUUGUGUCAAGGGAGCCGCUGAAAAAUUGAUAAAAUCAUUAACGGUGACCGGUGAUAAUUACCAUCGCGCUUGGACGAUUUUGUGCAAGCACUUCAAAAACAAAAGGGAGCUUAUCCGUUCUAAUUUCGCCGCGUUCACCUCCGUUCCCAAAAUGAAGUGCGAGUCAGCGGGAGAACUCGGUCGCAUUCACAACGCCGUAACGACCGCGGUGAACGCGCAGGAGAGUAUAGGGAGACCCAUCAACUCCCACGGUAUGGAUCUCCUCAAUUUUCUCACCGUCGAAUUGUUCGAUUCGCGUACACGGAUGGAAUGGGAGUCCUCGACCUGCGACUCCACUGAUCCGCCAGACCACGGCGCCCUCGUCAGCUUCAUCGCUAAGCGCAUUCUCACGCUAAAUGCCGCGAGGCCGCGAGUAUCGCAACCAACCUCCGAUGGCGCGUCGCGAACCGCGAAAGCUCACCACACGAAGACCGGAUCCGAUCACUUGAAGUGCGCACUGUGCCAGGGGAAGCACACCCUCAUGCAGUGUAACGACUUCAAGGCGAAGUCCGCGAUAGACCGAAAGUCCUUUGUAGAGCAGGGUAGACUGUGCUACAACUGUCUCGGGAACCACAUGAUCUUCAAGUGCCAGUCUGUGAAGACCUGUCUGACGUGCAAGAGCAAGCACCACACUACACUGCACGACGCGUACACUUCGCCCUCCUCCAACGAGGUGAACGCCCUGUCUGCGAUGCACCCCUCAUCUGAGCGUAAAGCGAUCCUCCUCGCGACAGCUCGCGUGCAUCUCACUGACCGCGCCGGGGAUCUUCAUCCGGUCCGAGCGAUGCUCGAUCAAGGAUCCGAGGUGUCGAUCAUCUCCGAAGCACUGGUCCAACGGCUGAGACUUCCCCGCUCCCGCUCCUCAGUGUCCAUAAUCGGCAUCGGCGAGUCACGAUCCGGGUCAACCCGCGGGAGAGUGGCACUCAGUCUCUCCUCGAUGAUCACCGGGGCCAAACUCAAGGCCGUCGCCUUCGUGUUACCGCGCCUGUCGGCCUAUCAGGGUUCUUCGGUGAAGAACCUCCCCUCCUGA